GUGAGAGGCGUCUCCCCGAAUUCUCCUCCAAAGAUAAAUAUAGCUUCCAACACAGCCUGAAACGACGAAAAAGGAAGGAAAACUAUAGAUACCCAAGUAGAUAAGUUUCUAGAUGGAGCGGAGGAGGGCAGCGAGUCCGGUGCGUGGGCGGCACUGGAGUGGGGAAUCCAGCAGUUCGGGUUCGUCUUCGCCGGCGCACCCGCAGUCACGGGGUCCCGGAGGAACUGGAGGUGGUCUGUCCACUAUCAAGCGCUCACAGAACGUAGCCGCAAAAGCAGCUGCCCAGCGUCUUGCACAGGUCAUGGCUUCACAGACUCCAGACGAGGAUGAGGAAGACGACGAUCUAGGGUUUCGAUACAGUGCACCUCCUCUGCCUACUGGUUUCUCGAAUAAUAAUGGUAAUAGUAAUGGUAGAAGUCCUUUGCCUGCGAUCUCGGUUACUCGGCCCAGUAGAUCUCCCUCGCCGGCGGUAGGUCGGAAUUUUGUAGAGCAUGCCGCGUCUGUGCGGUCCACCUCAGCAGGGAGGCCGACAAUGUCAGUGCGGUCAACCGCACCAACGUUGUUGCCACCGAGCAGAACACCUGUUAGAACUCCGGCUUCUAUACCUCCGAUUGAGCCUCCUUAUAUGGGUAGAGAUAAAAGAUUUACCGCAGAUGUAGUAGGGCAGUUCAAAGCAAAAGACACAAGUGAUCAACGUGAAGCUUCUGCACUUCGUGAUGAACUUGAUAUGCUACAAGAAGAGAAUGUGAUCAUUCUUGACAAGCUUCAUCGUGAAGAAGAGAGACGCGAGGAAGCAGAAGCUAGAGCUAGGGAGCUUGAGAAACAGGUUGCUUCUCUAGGAGAGGGGGUCUCUUUGGAAGCAAAAUUAUUGAGUAGGAAAGAAGCAGCAUUGCGUCAAAGAGAGAUUGCUCUUAAGGCUGCAAAACAAUCAAAGGAUGGGAAGGAUGACGAAAUUGCUGCCCUUCGCUCAGAACUUGAGAGCUUGAAAGACGAGGCUGCAGCAGCUGUGGAACAGUUCCAAGAAGCAGAAUCUGAGGCCAAAGCUCUUGGCACAAUGACACAGAGAAUGAUUUUGACUCAAGAAGAGAUGGAGGAAGUUGUCCUGAAGAGGUGUUGGCUUGCUCGUUAUUGGGGGCUAGCAGUUCAGCAUGGCAUUUGCACAGAUAUAGCUGCAUUAAAGCAUGAAUAUUGGUCGGCAUUAGCUCCUCUUCCAUUUGAAGUUGUUAUUUCUGCCGGACAGAAGGUGAAGGAGGAGUCUUGGGAUAAAGGUGGUGGUGGUUCAGAUGGGGCAAAAGUUGCCAGGGAUUUGAGUAAUCUGACUGGGGAAGGAAAUAUUGAGAGUAUGCUUUCGGUUGAAAUGGGUCUAAGGGAAUUAGCUUCUUUGAAGGUUGAGGAUGCUGUUGUGCAAGCAUUAAGCAAGCAAAGAAGACCAGCGUUUCUUCAGCAAUCCAUCUCCGAUUCCAAAUCACCAGCGGAUCCUAAAUUUAUGGAGGUCUUUGAACUAAGUAAAGAGGAAUCAGAAGAUGUUCUUUUCAAAGAGGCUUGGCUAACGUAUUUUUGGAGAAGAGCCAAAGCACAUGGUGUGGAAGAUGAUAUUGCAGAAGAGCGGCUUCAGUUCUGGAUCAGCCGUAGUGAGCAGUCACCUACUUCACAUGAUGCUGUGGAUGUUGAUCGGGGUUUAUUUGAGUUGAGGAAGUUGGGAAUAGAACCGCAACUCUGGGAAGCAUCUCGGAAAGAAAUCGACCAGUCAUCUCCUAGACAUUCUAAUCAUAAAGUUUCGAUUGAUUCAGAGGCAUCUUCAUGAUUCAUUCCUACCCUCUAUCUCUCUCAAUGAAUGUUGCUUAUGUCAAAUUUUGGAUGGUGUAUAUUUUGUUUUCCUUCAUUUUUUGAUAUAUUAAUUUUUUCAAGCUUGUGAAAAAUCUAAGUAGUUUGCUUUCUUCUAUGUAGAAACGUCUGGUGUUCCAUUUAUAGUUGGUUCAUUCCAAAUUCCAAUAAUAAAAUCCCCAGUGUUUG
This is a messenger RNA of Rubroshorea leprosula, 2013 nucleotides long. The record is from the annotation of a GenBank genome assembly. NCBI's taxonomy places the organism in Eukaryota, Viridiplantae, Streptophyta, Magnoliopsida, Malvales, Dipterocarpaceae.